AUGGAGGCAGAGCUCAAUGAGUUCUUUGCGGGCUCGUUCCCCGAUGGAAUCCCCAAAGAUGUCAUGGGAGAGCUUCUUUCCAUCAUGCGGGUGCACUCGGUCUCCGCCGAGGAGCUCUUCUACAAAUGGGAGUCUUACAGUAUGAAGAUGGGUGAGGGGGUGAAGUUGACCAUGAGUACCGUGAGAGGCUUCAAGCAAGAUGUCCAAGAAGCCCUGGAGCGCGACAGCCGUGACAAGGCCAGCCGACACACAGAGAAACGAGGCGCAAACACAGCGACCCCGCGUGCGCCCGCGGCCGGCGACGAUAUGUUCGGAAUGUUCGAUCAAUUGACACCGACCGCUUCGAAUACACGGACUGUCACGGUGAAUGGGAUUGGAUCGGCAAAGCGCAAGGCUGAGUUUACUUCGCCCGCUACACCCAAGGUGAGCAAGUUCGACAAGCUUGCAACGGAGGGUGCAAAGACGCCAACCGGAACGCCAGGUGAUGGAGUACAGGCCAUUGCCUUCUCCGAACGACCGAACGCCGGCCAGACGGUGGAAACACUCAACGCACACCUGUCCCUGCCAGAGACCCCCAUGGCGCCGUUCUCUGAGGCACGCAUCAAGCCCACAGCGAACACAGACCUGAAGAAAUUUGGAUACAAACCGAUGGGUAUGAAAUUGUCAGAAGCAUCGGAGAUCCUCGAUGAUCGCAUUGAUGAAUUCGCAACAAUCUUUCAGGAACAAUACAACUCAGAUGAGGUCACUUUCGGAAGUGCGGCCACUCAAAGUACGAGUGAGAUCGUCGCGGUUGGCCGAAUUGCUUCGGAUGCUCUUGAAGGAAAAUUGAAUGCUGCCUCCCUUGUACUCGAGACCUCGCGCCGGACAGGAGCCGGCAGACGAGUUCCUUUGAAGGUAGACUCGGUAUCCUCGGUGAACUUCUUCCCCGGACAAAUCGUGGCUCUGCGGGGAAUUAAUCCUUCGGGGGAAUACUUUACUGUGAAAGAGGUGCUUCCCAUGCCUCUUCUCCCACCAGCGGCGUCUUCGGCUGUGGCACUUGAGAACAUCAAUGAGCGACUCGAUGGAGAUGCCAAUCCACCUCUCAACGUCAUGCUUGCAGCUGGCCCCUACACGGCCGAUGAUAACUUGGACUUCGAGCCAUUACAUGAGCUUUGCCAAAAAGCAGCCGAAAGUUACGCGGAUAGUGUUGUGUUAAUGGGACCCUUUUUGGACAUCGAGCACCCUCUACUUGCUUCCGGUGACUUUGAUAUGCCAGACAUCAAGGGAAUCGACCCGGACACCGCCACACUCUCUGUAUUAUUCCGACACUGUAUCUCAACGCCUCUGGCACGACUUGCCGCAGCAGUGCCCAGUAUCACUAUUGUGAUGGUUCCAUCUGUUCGCGAUGCUCUCAGCCGACACGUCUCAUGGCCCCAGGAGCAGCUUCCCAGGAAGGAAUUAGGCUUGCCAAAGCAAGUCCGCAUGGUCUCAAACCCCGUCACAUUGUCAUUCAAUGAGGCGGUUAUCGGAAUGUGCUCCCAUGAUGUGCUCUCUGAGCUCCGUCGUGAAGAGGUUCUGCAUGGCCGUCCAGCAGAGGGCAAUCUCCUCACCCGUUUACCUAAAUACCUCGUCGAGCAGCGCCACUUCUUCCCAUUGUAUCCUCCCACUGCACGAGCAAACCUUCCAAAGCCAGCUUCGGAAAACGGCAUAGCUACAGGCGCCAUGCUGGAUUUGCCUUACAUGAAAUUGGGCGAAUGGUGGAAUGUUCGACCGGACAUUUUGAUUGUACCGAGUAUGCUACCGCCGUUUGUGAAGGUCAGUCAGCCCAACGCCCUCAGACAUUUGUUUUUAUUAACCUUCAUUCAGGUCGUGGACAGCGUACUGGUCAUCAAUCCAGGUACUCUAUCUAAACGUCGUGCAGCAGGCUCCUACGUUCAAAUGGCCAUUCACCCUCGCUUAGUGGCAGAGAACGAGCGCGAGGAGAAGCAACUGAGCCACAAGUUGUAUGAGCGAGCCCGGGUCGAUAUCAACCGAAUUUAA
Penicillium olsonii is the source of this 2019-nucleotide messenger RNA. NCBI's taxonomy places the organism in Eukaryota, Fungi, Ascomycota, Eurotiomycetes, Eurotiales, Aspergillaceae. The record is from the annotation of a GenBank genome assembly.